GUGGUCGAUUGCUCGAAUCGGUAACUGCACUUUGCUCGAUCGGCCGCGCGGAUCCUCGUCUCCCGGUUGUUAGUCAAUUGUUCUGUCGCGUGUGUCAGUGGUGUGGGUGCUCUCGUGUGAAUUCGACACACCGUUUCGCGGCCGACCAUGGAACCGCGGAGGUUCCGGAUACCGGAGGCUAGCUGAUGAGUCCGCUGACGCGAUCGGAUGUCCGCGCGGGAGGGUAGGAGGUAUUACGAGCCGCUGGAUGAAAGUGAAAACGAAUCGGACCGGGACACGGGGGGAUGAACGAACGAGGAAUACGCUGCGUGGAGAACGUCCGAUCGUGUAAGACACAGACCCCACAACGUUCGUGUUGAAUGUAAUGUCGUGAUGUGCACGGGGAGCCGUUUGAUGGAGAAAUAUUCGACGCCACGCACGCUGGCCAUAAAACGUUCGAGGAACGAGAGGGUCCGACCCGGCAUGGCGUUCCGAGCCUGAUCCCGAACAGGAAGAAUGUUCAUUGACGUUCAGGCUUUCAGACGAGAUCCUGGCGAAGUGGCGUCUCGCUGGCCGGCGACUGGAUCGCGCACCGAAAGACAAAUGUUCCCCGAAGGGCCACCCUCUUUAGAAUUCCCCGUCCGUGGAGCAAGAAGCUCGUAAAAGACAAAGGGGGUUGGUAGCACAGGGGUGGAGAGAAGGCGCCGCGCAAAGGGAGGCACAGAGAGGAGGCACAGCGAGAGCCAAGAGCAGGAACGAGAAAGGAAAUAAGAAAGAUGGGAGAGAGCUCGCCGGAUCUCAGCCUCCGGCUCCGCCGGGGCAGCUCCGACUCCAGGGAUUCCUUCUACAUGGAUUUCGCCCAGGGCAUCGACUCGGACAUCGAGGAGGUGACGCGUCCGGGAGAGAACUCGGAUCCGAUGAUGGACAACCAUCUGGAGGAGAAUGGGAACGAGCUGCCGCCGAUAGAGGAUAUCACCACGAUCCCGGAGGAGGCAUCGGAGGAGCUGCGCGAGGAGGAGGAAGCCGCGGCGAUGGAAGCCGCGCUGCGAACACCCGAGGGCCCAAUAAUUAACACGGAAGCGGAGAAACCGGCGCAGCAACCCCCGCCGUCGCACCUCUCCACACUCGUCCCGCAAGACUGGCCAGGAUUGCCGGCUGCGCUACCGUCACCGGCUUCACCGUCCGCGGUAAUCGUUUCACCGGAAACGCUGUCUAGACACAGCAGCAGCUCACCCUCCCGCGCUCACCGGCCACCCCAGUUCGCCCUGGCUCUACCAUGCUCCUCGCAGCCCAUUUCCGCGGUCUGCUAUCCAGCACCGACCUUCCUCGACGUCGCCGAAGACCGGAAGUGGAAGAAGCUUGGAUGCGACGCCCUGGCGACGACUUUUAGCGCCCUUUACGGAAAGCUGCUGGUCGUCAUGGGAAUCGCUUUCCCCAUGGCAGAAGUGAUAUCCACCUACAUACCGCCGUCGUUCUACGAAGGUUUCUACCUUUACCUCUACUUCGGCAGCAUGAUCUUCCUCGUCUACAUGUACGCCACGUUGCUCCGCGACGGCAAACCCAAGUCAAACGACGCCCAGAAUGAACACGAUCCACUUGACGUUUCAGGGAGGUCUGCUACGUGUUGUUUUAUGAAGAAACGAAAGGACGUGUGCGACCUGGACUCGUCGCGAUCGUCUAGCGGCGCCGGUGGCGACAGCGAUGUCGCGGACACCGCGUGCCCGCACAUGACCAACGUUAGGCCAGUCCAGCACUACGGAAGCUUUUACCUGAGAAUGGGCGCGGUGGCGUUCGGCAUCGGCUCGAUGAUCUACUCGGGCCUGGAGUUUGGCCAGUACUUUGAGCUCGAGCAGAACACCAAGUGCCACAACAUUAUGCUCGCCCUCACGCCGGCCACUAGGAUGGCGUUCAUCUUCAUACAGAUGUACUUUAUAUUUCUCAACAACGAGCAAAUGAAAGUCUACCGUCAUCGAGUGGUCGCGCGUUUCGGGCUGAUGCACAUGAUCGGAACGAACCUGUCGGUCUGGCUGAACGUUCUUGUACAGGAAACGAAGCACGAGAUACUGACGUUCUACAAUCCGGAGAAUAACUCGUUAAGGAUUUCCCACCGAUUAGGUUCGAAGAGCAGUCUUAAUCUCGGAGGGCAUAAUCACUACCACCACGGCGAACACAUGAGGUAUCCGAGAGGUUUGAAAGGGCCGCAUCACAUGUACGAGUGUCGUCGAACGAACAUAAUGGGAUCGUUAGUCCAGGAUGCCAGCCCGUUCCUGUUCCCUUGCACCAUCGAGUACAGCUUGAUCUGCGCCGCGAUCUUGUACGUAAUGUGGAAGAACAUAUCGAAAGCGGCAUUUUCCCAACCCAAGACUCCCCCCGGAUCCAGACAUCACGCGCACGCUUACAGGAAAUCACCGCAUCACUACAGCGUGGACUGUGCCCGCGCCCACAAAGGCCUGUUCGUGGGCAUUUUGAUCCUGGUGCUAACCAUCAUAUCCCUGAUAUUGUUCUUCGUGCUGAUAUCGCGUCCCGAGUUGGUGAGCUUCGCCGUCACCGAGGUGAACGUCUGCGAGCUAACGCUGUACGGAAUGUCGACGAUGGCCACGCUGAUAGGGAUGUUCCAGAUGCGAAAGCUCCGUUACGACGGCACCCGGAACUUGGAGCUGGACAACAUCCUCCUGGUGGCCGCGCAGACCGGCAUGUUCAUCUACUCGACGUUCACCAUCAUCGGCGCCCAGUUCACCCUUGCCAAGCACACGGUCCUGGUGUUGGUCACCGCGCUGGCGAGCGUCGUGCAGACAACGUUCCAAACGAUCUUCAUACUGGACGCGUCGAGGCGGUCGGUCGCCACUGCGAAGCAGAUUCGAAGGAAACCAGGCCGUGAGAUCGUGACGUUCCUGCUGGUGACGAAUCUGGCGAUGUGGGCGAUCAACACGUUAGAGAAGUCGCGAGCUGAGUCGCAUCCGGUUCAGCUGCACUUCUACGGCCUCUGGGCGUGGACCAUCAUCACCCACGUCUCCAUGCCGCUGGCCAUCUUCUACAGGUUUCACAGCACCGUGUGCCUGUGCGAGGUUUGGAAGAGAGCGUACAAAGUGAAGCCGACCUACAUGUGACGUAAGGGGUCGCCGCACGAGGUCGUGUACGAGACCACCACCACCACCACCACAACCACCAGCACCACCACCAUGGCUCCACAACGACCGAAAACCCUGCCGGCCAGGCUGGACGCCAUCGCGGAGAACGAUCCGAUUUACUUUAUGUAACCUCACGUGCAAGUGUAAGGAGGGAACUGCGUGGCCCGCAGGCAUCGACGACGUCCCUUCGCCUCUUCCUCGUCGCAUCCUCGUCACAUCCUCGUCCCGCGUUCCUGAAGCUCCUGCUAGAACGUUCGAUCGACGAUUAACCAAGCGCAGAGCACGUGUUUGCCACGAGUAUGCGUUAUUACUUCGUGGUUUUUUUUAGAGUUAAUUCAACGGGGUUGCGCGCGUCAACGACCUCUCGCGACGCGAGUCAGGGAUUGGUCAGCCCGCGUUUGUUUCACGAUCGUCGAGAGAGAAAUUGCGUUAUUUAUUAUCGUUUAGAUGAUUAUAGAAGAAGCUUUUCAUCGAAUGGUCCUCGUACGCUGAAACGAGCCUGAAACUGUAUGUACAUACACGGGGUCAGCGCCAACAAUACGAGAUCCGCGCGAGAUCUCGAGUCGAUUUUCCCGGGGAACAAGCGAGAUAGUAGGAAAGAGGUGUAGACACCUACAUUAACGACGCACAAGUUUUACCAAAAGAUUUUUUAAACGUAGACGAUCAGUCGCUUAGAAUCGUCGAGGCAACGGUUGUUCCUUCGAUCCCCCACAUCCUCUCGGGAGCAAUAUGAUUUCUGUUCGAUACGUAAGCGUUAAGGCGAUUUUCUACUGAUCAAAACGGCGAAUGAGAGAGAGAGAGAGAGAGAGAAAGACAGCUUGUGUAUGUGUGUGUAUGCGUUCGACGAAAGAAUGAAAAGAGAAAGAAAGAGAGAGAGAGAGAGAGAGAGAAGUGUCAUUUUUUCCCUCGAUCGUAAACUGUUUGUAAGACUGAAUUCUAAGCAACCUUAGGAAGAUGGUUAAGGAGAACGAUUCCUACGUUUCCGAUGGCGAAGUGAGUCGACCGAAAUCCGCGUUAAUCCCCUGAUCGAAAUCUGUCCUUCGAUGUUACUCGAAAUACUCUCACGGACAUCCGUCUUCCACGUAGUACAAAGCUGCAACUUAACGUAUUGUCCCUCGUUACCCGUGAAAAGUAGAUAAUUUAAAAAAAGGGGAAUGAAAAGAAGAGGAAGAGGGAAAGAAAAACGAAACUAAAAAGGGAGAAAGAAACCAACACGAUUCGAGAGAAACAGAUAAGAUAACCUAUCGCAAAGUCCUGUCUCAAACACACCUCGAAUAGAUUUUCUAUAUUGUUAUUGUGUAGAUGACCUCGUUGAGAUCAUUUUUGCGUGGACUGCGAAGGAACAGAUAAAGAAACGUCCGACGUCACGACACACAAAGUCCGUAACAAAGUGCACGCAGUCUGUUUCUCGCGACUCCACGCGGCAACGUCUGGCGAUCGAUCGAUCGAUCGUUAGUAUUUCGAACAAAACGGACACCUCCAGUCCAACUCGAAUCACAUCGAAAUUGCGAAACUUCUGAACUGUUCCUCGCUGGGCGUUGCACGUUUUAUUAGUCACGAAUCUAAAUUCGAAAUAUCGGUUGUAGAGAGAAAAUAGAUGAGAAUGAGAGAGAGAGAGAGAGAGCACCGAAUCGAUGCUUCGUGCGUUAUUUCCUCCCGCCAAAAAAAAAAAAAAAAAUCCAAACCAAAGAUAAGUAAGUUUAUAAAAGAGGAGAGAAAAUUCACGAGAUAUCGAUAAACGGUGACAAUAAUGGAAAAGCAUGGUCCUGUAGAUUCCCAUAGAUUUGUCGCGCCAAGGUGAGAUAGAGAAAAAAGAAAGAUAACGUUCGAGGAAGGAACAGAGUACAAUGGCGAAUCAUAUCAUUAAGCCUUAAUCCGUCGAGUGAGCUGUCCAAUCUCCGAGUGAUUAGGAGAAAACGAAAAAAGAAGGAAAAAGAAAAAAAAAAGGAAGAAAAUAAUGAAGAGAUGCGAAGGAUCGCGAUCGAACUUGAAAGAAGAAUAAGCCGAGACCACGAGUUUGUCUCGCACAAAUGUGCUUCGCACAUUUUCUGCUCAACAGAAGAACGGUCCUCCGAGGAGAGACCGGACAGAGAGAAAGAAAGAGAGAGAGAGAGUCAAAUUGAUCCGUCGAGAGUGUGAAUCGAGUCGAAUCGUGUUCAAUCGAUCGGCGUGCGAUACUAUUUGUUCCGCGAGAAUGCGCGUGUGUGCUUGUUUUUUCUGCGUGUUGCGGGUGCGAUGUGUGCGUGUGUCCUUUGGGAACAACUCGGCGAGCAAAGGAUGGUCGAAAGAGCAAGAGAAAGAGAGAGAGAGAGAGAGAGAGAGAGAGAGAGAGAGAGAGAGAGAAAGCGUGAAACAAUUCGGUAGAGACGAUUUUUACUAGUUGAACGCGUGUUUUUCGUGCGAUAGGCGCAUCUGUUUUCUUUUUUUUUCUUCGUCACAUUUUCAGCGACACCCACCGGAAGUCUAAGCUGCAAGUCUAGUUGAUUCUUUUGUAAGGUGUAAAAAAAAAAAAAAAAAAAUUCUGUGACUGUGAGGCGGCGUGUAAAUACGGUGUUUUAAGGAGAACGGGGGAAAAAAAGAAAAGAGGAGAGCAGAGUAAGAGAAACGACGAGCAAAGGAGAGAAAAAAAGGAGAAGAGAAAAAGGAAAAAAAAAGAAAAAUAAAUAAAAACUGGAUCCUCUCGGUGUUUAGAGCUAGUUGUGUCGACAUGUUUCUUCCUAUAUUAUAUAUAAUAUAUACACAUAUAUAUACAAAUAUAAAUAUAUUUAUUAUUGCGUUGUUCUAUUAUAAUAUUUAUUGUAUUAUCAGAUAUACAUAGGAUUUACGCGCGACACGUUACGUUUAUUAAUAGGGGGCUCGUGCCGAGAUUCAUCCUAUAUCGCGUUUCUCACGUUCGUCCGCUUCUUGCUUUCCCGCCGCCUUUCCCUCCCCCUCCGCCCCUCGUUUUCUUUCCCUCUUGAAGAUCGAGAGCGAGCCGUCGAUCCAUCGACCGAACAGCCGCGACGCGACUCCCUCAAACGUCGACACGCAUCGUGCCGACACGAGCGAUCUCGGCACGAGUCUUAACCGAGAAAAUCGAGGCGAAACACGCGAAACGAAUAAACGAAUCGGAGGUAAGUCACGAUGUGCGCAAUUCGAAAUUCGGAGCAAGGGUG
Messenger RNA from Frieseomelitta varia, 6262 nucleotides. RefSeq names its product proton channel OtopLc-like. Gene Ontology annotation, molecular function: proton channel activity. Bases 756 to 3086 code for a protein of 776 amino acids. Gene Ontology annotation, biological process: proton transmembrane transport. NCBI's taxonomy places the organism in Eukaryota, Metazoa, Arthropoda, Insecta, Hymenoptera, Apidae. The record is from RefSeq and is a predicted model, not a curated record. The transcript has 12 exons. Gene Ontology annotation, cellular component: membrane.